Molecule: messenger RNA, 2172 nt
Organism: Chaetomium globosum CBS 148.51
Lineage: Eukaryota; Fungi; Ascomycota; Sordariomycetes; Sordariales; Chaetomiaceae
Exons: 2
Coding region: 1-2172 (723 amino acids)
Biological process (GO): exocyst localization; exocytosis
Cellular component (GO): exocyst
Molecular function (GO): SNARE binding
Source: RefSeq, a predicted model, not a curated record
AUGGACGUGCCGCCGGUCAAGCUGUCGGAGCUGCUCCGGCACCCGGACGACCUCGACAAGAUCGCGGGGCUCAAAGCCGAGUUUGCGCGCAAGAAGGCCGCCGUCGACUCUCAGCUGCGCGGUGGCCUGCGUGAGCAGCUCGAGACCACCCAGGCUGGCAUGAAUGGCCUGACCGACGGCCAGAAGACGGUGCAACAGAUCAAGGACGAGAUGAUCAAGAUCGACAAGAUAUGCUCCGAGUCGCAGAACAUGAUCACCGAUUUUGCGACCAUCAACCUCGUGUCGCAGGCACAUCGGAACUUCGGCGCCGUCGAGACCAUGCGCCGGAACCUCGAGACCUUUAACGAGCGCCUCAGCGGCAUCCAGGAGAUGCUCCGCCAGGACGACGAGGACGCCGAGAACAUGCCGAACCUGCUAGCCGUACACUACGAGCUGACCCAAUUACGGAACAUUCGAGACGAUGCAAUCGAGCAGAUUCAGCGCGCUGACGACCCGGGCUUACAGUCGACACUAGAAGACUAUUUUGAGCGCCUAGACCAGGCGAUUGAGUGGUUCGACGAGCACAUCAGCCUGAUCGCGAGGAGCUUGAUCAACCUUGUUAUUGCGGACAACACGAGCCUGGUAGUGCGGUUUGCACUGAUAAUAGAGGCGGAGGAGAAGAGCGACCAGAGGGUGCUUGCGCUGCAAGAAGCACUCAAGGACCACAAGGAGAUGGCGACGCGGUUCCAGAGUAUCACGGACGGCGCCAAGACGGUACGCGGUUACAAGGACAAGUUCCUCGAAUGCAUCAGGAAGAUCGGCGAGGGACAGUUCGAGGCGAGCAGGGAGGAAUUUAUGGAUGACCCAGAGGUGCUGGAGAAGAGUCUGCGGUGGUAUUUCAACGACCUCAACACGGUCAGGCUAGGCAUGGUGCAGCUGAUGCCGAAAAAAUGGAAGAUGUUUAAAACUUGGACAAACAUUUACCAUGGCAUGAUGCACGAUUUCCUCAUCAAUAUUAUCGACGACCCCGAAGCCAGCUCGGCGCAUGCGCUGGAAAUCGUCGGCUGGCCCGAGAAAUACUAUCGCAAAAUGAACAAGCUUGGCUUCAAGCAGGAGGAGCUCACACCACACGUUAUCGACAACCGCGAAACUGAACUUGUGCGCGACUUCCGCGCGCUCAUCAUCAAGUUCCUGGACGAGUGGAUUGGCCGCAUCUGGACGCAGGAAACCAAGGAUUUUGCCGACCGCAAUGUCGAAGGUGGCAACCUGGACCAGGACGAGUACGGCUACUUCCGGAACAAAAACCUGGUCGAUCUCUGGCGCAUGUUGCGUGGGCAGAUUGAUGCGGCCGGCAACUCGAAGCGCGCCGACGUGGCCGAGGGCGUGGUGGACGCCAUGUUCCAGCGGUUGCGGCAGCGCCAACAGUCGUGGCAGAAGAUGCUCGAAGACGAAGCGUCGCGGUACGAGACGGACAAGGCGGGAGAGGGCCGGUUGGCGUACCUGGUCGAUUUCAAGAAGAAGUUCGGCACCCUCGUGACGCCGCAGUACAUGGACCGCGCCGAGGCCGAGGUGGCGGUUCUGCGCGACGGCUACCUCGACCUCAGCACGUGGUGCAUCACCCGGUUUGCGCAGCUCGUGUUCUCGGUCGACUUCAAGACGGUCAUGCCGGACUUCUUCACCCCGCGCUGGUACACCAGCACCGCCAUGGCGCGCAUGGUGGCCACAUUCGAGGAGUACGUCGGUGACUACCGUCAAGUGCUCCACCACUCGCUCGUCGACAUCUUCAUCGAGAUUUUUGCCGACGAGCUGCUGAUCCGGUACCUGAUGUCGGUGCGCAACAAGGGUGCCAAGUUCCGCCGGUCGGAUAUGUUCCAGGACAAGAUCUUUGACGACCUCAAGACGGCGUUUGACUUCUUCAACAGCCUGCCGAACCCGGCGGUGGGCAACUCCAUCAAGGAGACGUGGCGCGUCACCGAGCCGUUCCUGCAGCUGUUGUCGGUAGAGAAGGAGCGCGUCCCGGAUACGUUUGAGGCGUUCAAGACGGCGUACUGGGAUUUGCAGAUUAGUUGGGUUGAGGCGGUGCUGCGGUCGAGAGACGACUUUGAGCGGAGCAUGUUGAAUGCGGUCAAGGCGAGGGCGGCGCAGAUGGAUGUGGUCAGGGGGCCUGAGACAAUAAUGAGCAAGGUUAAGUGA